AUGACGUCCUACGAGGAUAGUGUGACCGGACAUGCGUACAGCACAUUGCUUCGCCUCGGACUGCCGGCAUACACGAUGCACUUCAAGAGCCCGACGUAUAUGAAGGAGUCGAUGCUGGAAAGACUAGACAGGACCGUUUGUAAAGAUAUACUCAAGGCUUCAGCGCAACAACCGGAAGUCAGAGAAGGACUAGGAAUUGACGACAAUGUUUGGAAAGACAUGGUCACGUUGUUCCGCGCCGCCAUCCCUUCGCUCGAACGCCGCUCUUUCGCCGUCUGGGACCCGUCCGCCGUCGACUACGAAUCCACAUCAGGAGCUCUAAUCGCCCAAAACUACCCUGGACUGUGGAAAGAUUUGGAAAGACUUAAUGACCUGGUAUCAAUAUUGCGCAACACCUUGACAAUUGGAGAGAAGGCCCAGGACUUGGCUGCAGAGUGCACUUUCGACCAGGAGAUUUUCAGGUUGAUCAACUGCUGCGUGCGAGUCACGGCAAGAGGUUUCGAUGGUGAUGCUGGUACAGGCGACGAGGAAAAGUGGCAGUGGAUUGUGAAUGCUUACAAGAAGUUACUCAUAACCUCUCUCCAAUUUCUGAACAAUCUGGUCGCCAGGAAUGAAAGAAGGAAGCUGAUGCUGUGGGUCGCGCUGUUCGACAACUCAACCGAAGGAAUACUGGCCGAAGAUGGUGACGACACGAAUUGCCAACCUGCUCUAGGCGACAUGCCCAAACCACCUGUUUCCACUGGCGAUAUUCUGGUUGCGCUCGGCGAAACAAGCAAGGCUACUUAUGAUGCUGCCCAGGAUGCUCUGAAUGCGAAGCGAUUGCUAGCAACGAAGGACCAGAUGAAGCCUCCUUCAAGGCCUGUUUCUGGUUACGUCUUGUUUGUCAGGCAGCAUCAAGCAGAAACUAGGGAAGCGCUUGGCCCUACCGCGACCCCGGAUGAUGUCGCGAAAGCUCUUGCUGCAAGGUGGAGCGUUCUAUCGGACAAGGAAAAGACUGGCUUCAACAAGCAAUACGAUAUCCUCGCGCAGCAAUACGAAAAGGAACUGGUCGCUUAUCAUGAUGCUCGACGUUUGACCCAGGCCGAGAAAGAAAAGGUCGACAGAGCUCAUGCAAAUCAGGUCGCUGCACGCAUUGCCCAUCUCGAAGGGCAACUUGGCGACAGUAUGAGACUCGAAACCACCAAAGUUACACCUCUUGAACCUCCGGUCUACAACUCAGAUGGAGCCAUUGCCUUCCCCGACGAGAAGUCUUCCACAGGACCUAGACCCGUGGCUGAGGAUGACUAUAAGAUGAUGUUUACUGCUUCUGCAGGAGCAAAAAUCCUUGAAAGUGGAAAGUCAGAACUCAUGAAACGACUGGAGAGUCACCCUGUCCCGCCACAGCAAGCUCAGAUCGCGAGUCCCGCUUCGCCCAUUGCUUCUCCGGCCUCACCAGUAUACGACAACCGGACGGAUGAGGGCGAUGAAGGUCUAGAUGAAGAAAGUGAGGAAGAGGAAAGCGAAGACGAAGAUGAAUAUCCUGGUUCUAGCGAAGACGGACGCGGCCUCUUGACUGAUGUCCCAUUGAUCUUGGGUCCAUCCGAGAUCGAGGUGCUACCCAUGAUCGUCAUGUCUGGAAUUGUCCCACCUGGAAAAUCAGCACAAUCUGGCACAUCGACUGAAGAAACGAAUGCGAUUGUCAACAUGCAUACGGUUAGGUGCCAUUUGCUACUAGCCCAGGACAAUGGAAAGAACCUUUUGAGAGAGCUCCUAAUAUUCGUUGCUGCAUGGGACUUGCGCGAGGAAGAGCUUUAUUUCAAAUUCAUGGUUAAGAUCAUGGAAGCUAUCUUGGUAAAUGGCUUGAUGCCCUACGCAUAUCACGCCUUCCGAGACAAGUCGAGAUCGAAGGAUAUAAUAUCUCCAGCUCAAGCCGUCAUCAUGAAGCUUCUCACGAACAUCUUCAGAUCGAGAGCAGAGGCAUCCAAGACGAACCCGCAACCUAUUGAGUCCUAUCCGUUGAGAGUUGAUGUUCACAUUGUCAACUUCAUCUUUACAGAGUUCCGCCAGCAUAUCAUUCCGCAGACCUGUGCUCUCAUUUUCUUACAGGGCAAGAUACAUCAGAACCUAGCAUCGCCCGAAGACUUCCCUCUCAAUCUGUGGGAUAUGGAGCGCAUGUACGAAGGUGUAUAUCAGUAUCUUGAAUUCUUUGCAGUGCUCACCGAGGAAAGUAUAUGGAAGGAUGUGAUGGCACAGUGGGAAGUAGCGAGUGAGCUUGUCACACUGCUCAAAGAGCUGGAAGCCGCGAUACCCAAACUUGGACCCGGAGGCACAUCGCAUGGACCUAUUCCGAGACGCCCGGCUGCUCAUCAGCAGAACCAACAAUACCAGCAAAAUCAGCAACAUCAGCAGAACCAGCCGAUUCAGCCGCAUUUACCUCAGAGCAAUGGUCAACCUCAGAACAACGGACAUCAUUACCCGGUUCCGCCAAUGCAUCCGCAGCAUCAGCAGAUGCUCAAACCCCUGCCUAUCAGUGUAGAACGACCCUUCGACCUGUCACCCCUAGGCCCCGAAGGCGCCAGCAUACUCCCUCCUCUUCCCAUUCCGCCCGGCGACCCCAACACCCAACCCCCCGCCACUACAAUCUUCGAAGCCGAGACUCCCCUAGCCUACCCCGAAGACCCCCAAGACGAGCCCUCGGAUUUUGAAUGGCGCAACCUCAAAAAACUCACCGUCCUCGUCCUCUCCUCUUUAAUCUGGAAGAACCGCAAAGUGCAGGAUCAAGUUCGCGAAUACGGUGGUUUGGAAGCACUGGUUGGUUGUUGCCGUCAUGAUGAGCAUAACCCCUACAUUCGCGAACACGCCAUCAUGUGCCUCCGCUUCGCGGUCGAAAAUAACUCUCCCAACCAACUAGUCAUAAAAGACAUGGCCGGCAUGGCAGCAGCAGGAGAAACACGCAUGCCCACCUACGCCGAAAUCCCACAUGGAAAACUAACCCACCCCGACCAACUAAUCCCCUUUCAAGUCCCACCCGUUCCCCAAGAAGUUCUAGACACCAAUGGCUAUGAAACUUUUAUGGAUGGAAAAGGGCAAGUGGGGUUGAGGAGAAAGGAUGUAGGGCAGUUGAGUACAGGGCCGCAGAAACCGAGACCGCAUCCGAAAAUGACGGCGGAUCAGGCGGCGCAGCUUAUGCAGACGGCGUUGAGGGAUUUACCGUUGGGGGAGAAGAUUUUGAUGGAUAAGGAGAAGAAGGAGGCGCUUGCUAAGUUAGAUAGACAAUUUAGCUGA
Molecule: messenger RNA, 3264 nt
Organism: Aureobasidium subglaciale EXF-2481
Lineage: Eukaryota; Fungi; Ascomycota; Dothideomycetes; Dothideales; Saccotheciaceae
Exons: 2
Coding region: 1-3264 (1087 amino acids)
Cellular component (GO): cytosol
Source: RefSeq, a predicted model, not a curated record